Messenger RNA from Dioszegia hungarica, 1554 nucleotides. RefSeq names its product general substrate transporter. The transcript has 9 exons. NCBI's taxonomy places the organism in Eukaryota, Fungi, Basidiomycota, Tremellomycetes, Tremellales, Bulleribasidiaceae. Gene Ontology annotation, cellular component: membrane. The record is from RefSeq and is a predicted model, not a curated record. Bases 1 to 1554 code for a protein of 517 amino acids. Gene Ontology annotation, molecular function: carbohydrate:proton symporter activity. Gene Ontology annotation, biological process: transmembrane transport; carbohydrate transport.
AUGUCCAGCAUCGAGAAAGUACCGGUAUAUUCGACCUGGAACAACAAUACUCAUCCACAAUGGUGGCGCGAUAAGGGACUUCGGAAGAUGGUACUUUGCCUGACUUCGAUUUACGCCGCGUGCUUCACCUUCGGAUACGAUGGCUCCCUUCUCGCCUCGCUCCUCAUCAUGCCCCAAUGGAAGGCCUACUUCAACAACCCGGUCGGGAAUACCCUCGGCCUGAUCGCAGCCAGCUUCUACUUCCCCAAGAUCGUCGCGCCCAUUCCCGCGGCCUGGUGCUCCGACCGAUAUGGCCGUCGACCCACCAUGUUCAUCGGGUCUUGCAUCUGCAUUGCCGGCGCACUGGUCGUCUCGCUCUCGAAUUCGCAGAACAUGUUCAUCGGAGGUCGGGCGAUCCUGGGCUUUGGUUCGGGAUUCAAGCAGACUGUUGCACCCUAUUACCUACAGGAGCUCGCCCAUCCGCGAAUUCGAGCAGCCUGUGGAUCCCUGUACUACCUCUCGUACUUCCUCGGCACGAUCUGCGCCGGCUGGUUCGGCUUUGCGGUCCUCGGCUGGCAGUCCGAGUGGUCAUGGCGAACCUUGACACUUCUCCAGGCCCUCGGAUCCAUCUGGACCGUCCUCCUCGUCCUACUCGGUGUCAUGUCCGAGUCGCCCCGCUGGCUCCUCAACGUCGGGCGGAAAGACGAGGCCCACCGCGUGAUGGCGAAGUACCACGCCAACGGGGAUCUAGACGACGAGCUAGUCGUCAACGAGCUGGCAGAAAUGGAGGAGGUUCAGCGAACCGCCGUCGAAGCCAACGCGAUCUCGCUCCGCGAAUUCAUUCGUACGCCUGGAAACAGGCGGCGCACUGCCGUCGUCGUUGUCUCAGCCAGCGGAACUCAGCUAUCCGGCAGCGUCCUGAUCUCGGCGUACCUUGGACCCAUCCUCACGAGCGUCGGUAUCACCUCGCCAUCGCAGCAGGUCGCCCUGCUCUCCGGGCUCAACAUGCUCGGCCUCGUGGUCGUUGUGCUUGUCGCGUCGUUUGGACUGGAGAGGAUCGGGAGGAGACCGAUCUGGCUGGUCGGCUUGACAGGUCAGGCAGUCUUCUUCUUGGUCUUCAUCGGUCUGUCGGCGGGAUACGACGCGACCAAGAAUCCAAUGAUGGGGGUCGCAACGAUCCCGAUGAUCUACCUCUACUUUGGCUGCUAUUGUGCGACCUGGUCAGCAUUGAGCGCGAUGUACUGCACUGAAAUCCUGCCGACCACGCUUCGAUCCAAGGGUAUCGGAAUCUACAUCUUUGUCCUGUCAAUCGCCGUCACCUAUAAUCAAUAUGUCAAUCCUAUCGCACUUCAGGCUAUCGCUUGGCGAUACUACUUCCUCUUCUUUGCGCUGCAGCUCUUCUUCCUCGUCUUUGCGUACUUCUUCUACCUUGAGACCAAGGGUAUGACGAUGGAGGAGGUCGGCAACCUUUUUGAUGGCAAGGACCAGGUCGAAGCGAUCCAGGCCAGGAUCUAUGAGCGGCCUGCACGGAAGAUGGACGGUACGGAGGUGGAACAUGUCGAGGUCAAACAGUGA